AUGGCUUCUUCUUCGUUCUCGUUUUUUCAGAUCUUGUCAGCAACCACCACCCUUCUUUUGUUGCUGGAAGCCCACCAGGCAAGCAGCUGCUUCUCCGCCAUAUUUAGCUUCGGCGACUCGCUGCAGGACACUGGCAACUUCGCGCACACCUUCUUCAACACUGCCAUCUCAAAUCGGCCGUAUGGAACCACCUACUUCCACAAGGCCACCGGUCGCUACUGCGACGGCAGAGUCAUCCUAGAUUUCAUCGCGGAAAGUCUUGGGUUGCCGUUUGUGCCGCCCUUCCUUGCCGGAGGAGACUUCUCCAAGGGAGCGAAUUUUGCCUUCGGAGGGGCGGUCGCAGUGAAAAGCAACCCGAACUGGAACCAUACUUUGCCCGAUCAAAUUGAAUGGUUCAAAAAAUUUGUCCAAACAGAUCCAUUAUUCAGAGACCCCAACUUCUUGGCCAAUUCGUUGAUCAUGAUGGGGGAGAUUGGUGGCAAUGACUACAACUCAGGACUCAGCAAGAGACUGCCUUAUAAUCAACUCAUUCAAAUUGUGCCCCCCGUUGUUCAAGCCAUAGGCUCUGCCAUCACUACUUUGAUUGGACUAGGCGCGAAAACCUUUGUCGUCCCUGGUAACCUACCGAUCGGUUGCAUCCCUGCAUGGCUAGGGCAGUAUCGCAGUAACAAGCCAAGCGACUACGACAAGAAUGGCUGCCUUAUAUGGCUGAACAAUUUCUCUGAGUAUCAAAAUAACCACUUGCAAACUGAACUAGACAGACUUAAAGGACAAUUUCCCCAUGUCACCAUCGCUUAUGCAGAUUACCUCAACUCUGGCAUCAGGAUGUUCUCCAACCAAGCCCAAUUUGGUAUCACUGUGCCAUUUACUGGUUGCUGUGGAGGAAAUGGGUAUCCGUGCAACGCGACUGGACCAAUAAUUUUCCAGCGGGUGCCAGCGAGCGCCAACGGCCGCCAGUGGGCACCAGCGACCGCCAACAGCCGCCAGCUGCCUGCUGGCGAUUGUACCUACCAUCGUCGGCUGGCAGCUGGCUGCUGGAGGCUGUGUCGGCCGCCAGUUGGAGGUUGUGCUGGCCGCCAGCAGCUGGCGGCCGUGUCGGUCAUCGUCGGCCUGUCUAAUUGUGUCGCCCGCCAACAGGUUGUGCUGGCUGCCAUGAGCAACUUAUCAUUUAUUGUGAUAAUUUUUUAG
Molecule: messenger RNA, 1188 nt
Organism: Zingiber officinale
Lineage: Eukaryota; Viridiplantae; Streptophyta; Magnoliopsida; Zingiberales; Zingiberaceae
Product: GDSL esterase/lipase At1g28600-like
Exons: 6
Coding region: 1-1188 (395 amino acids)
Molecular function (GO): hydrolase activity, acting on ester bonds
Source: RefSeq, a predicted model, not a curated record